UUUAAUAAAACUGAAGUUUAUUCUAACUUACGUUUUAUUCGUGUUUCUACGAGGCGCAGUCCACGCCGACUUCCUCCGCCACCGCCGUUUUCUCCGACGAUAUUCCUCGGUUUGCGAUCGAACCUCGUACGUCUUCUGCACGUUGAGAAUCUGUGGAUCUGCCUCGACUCUACCCGUUCAGCUUUCUUCUCCUCUCCACGGCAAGAUGCUGGCCUUCUCUGAGAAAUUCAUUGUCACUUUUUUAUUCGGUAUUUUCCUACAUCUGUAUCCUGCUUCUGGGAUCAGAUUUGUGAUAGAUAGAGAGGAAUGUUUUUCUCAUUCCGUGCCAUACGAAGGAGAUACAAUGCAUGUCUCAUUUGUUGUGAUUAAAGCAGACACUCCAUGGCAUUAUAGCGACGAUGGUGUUGAUCUUGUGGUAAAGGAUCCCUCAGGUGCUCAAAUACAUGAUUAUCGUGACAAAACAAGUGAAAAGUUUGAAUUUAUGGCUCAGAAGAGAGGUCUUUAUCGGUUUUGCUUCACAAAUAAGUCCCCGUACCAUGAAACCAUUGAUUUCGAUGUAUAUAUUGGCCACUUUUCAUACUUUGAGCAACAUGCGAAGGACGAGCAUUUUGGACCUCUACUAGAGCAGAUUGGAAAACUAGAAGAAGCUCUUUAUAAUAUACAAUUUGAACAGCAUUGGUUGGAAGCUCAGACUGAUCGCCAAGCAAUAGUGAACGAAAGCAUGAGCCGGCGGGCAAUUCACAAGGCACUUAUCGAGUCAGCGGCCCUAAUCGGCGCCAGUGUUCUACAAGUUUAUCUUCUGCGUCGACUCUUCGAGAGGAAGCUAGGCACUUCCAGGGUUUAACUUGAAACUCUUCACUAGCAGUCUUGUGUUGGGUGAUCCAUAGAAUUUUGUUAGCGAACAAUUAUUUGCUUGUUUUAUCAUUCUCAUUAAUGUUAGGCAUGAUGUUUCAUUCCCAACUUAAUUAUCAUCACAAGAACCUAUUAGACUGUGACAUGCUCAAGGACAACAUAUUUUAUGCCCACCAAAUAUUUCUCAUUGAAUAAGUUAUAUACACGGAAUGUUUAUGAUUAA
Zingiber officinale is the source of this 1075-nucleotide messenger RNA. RefSeq names its product transmembrane emp24 domain-containing protein p24beta2-like. Lineage: Eukaryota; Viridiplantae; Streptophyta; Magnoliopsida; Zingiberales; Zingiberaceae. Gene Ontology annotation, cellular component: COPII-coated ER to Golgi transport vesicle; endoplasmic reticulum; Golgi apparatus. Gene Ontology annotation, biological process: intracellular protein transport; endoplasmic reticulum to Golgi vesicle-mediated transport; Golgi organization. The transcript has 5 exons. The record is from RefSeq and is a predicted model, not a curated record. The coding region runs from base 206 to 844 and encodes 212 amino acids.